Laccaria bicolor S238N-H82 is the source of this 348-nucleotide messenger RNA. RefSeq lists its product as uncharacterized. The record is from RefSeq and is a predicted model, not a curated record. Lineage: Eukaryota; Fungi; Basidiomycota; Agaricomycetes; Agaricales; Hydnangiaceae. Bases 1 to 348 code for a protein of 115 amino acids. The transcript has 3 exons.
AUGGAUACCCAAUCGACUGGGGAAGAUCUGGAAAAGGAUCUAACAAAGCUUCUGCAUGAAUGUGAGGCUAAAGUAUCUCGCCUCGACAUUUGCGCGAGGUUGAUCCAAAACAAUAUAAUCUUUUUCUUCCAUGGGUUCCUUUUCAAAUGGUCCUUGAUGCGCAUCAAGCUGACCGGCAUCAUUCAGCUUUGUGGUAUUGCAGAUGCUAGAAUGCGAGGGACCCCUUUAAGGAACCUGAAGAUGUUUGAGGAGCUGUGCGGUUCCGACGUAUUGGCAAACAUUAUUCUUACGACCACUUUCUGGAACCAAGUCAUCCCGAUGUCGGUUCCCAACGCGAGGAGCAACUAA